Monomorium pharaonis (pharaoh ant) is the source of this 5408-nucleotide messenger RNA. RefSeq names its product probable cytochrome P450 6a14. The transcript has 7 exons. NCBI's taxonomy places the organism in Eukaryota, Metazoa, Arthropoda, Insecta, Hymenoptera, Formicidae. Bases 2598 to 4118 code for a protein of 506 amino acids. The record is from RefSeq and is a predicted model, not a curated record. Gene Ontology annotation, molecular function: iron ion binding; oxidoreductase activity, acting on paired donors, with incorporation or reduction of molecular oxygen; monooxygenase activity.
ACUAAUCUUUUAGAUUAUUAUAAUGUUUAAUAUUAUUAAUCUUCUAGAUCAGUUAUAAAGAGGUUAAUAAACCUUGAACAUUACAUUUAUAUUAAUUAAACUACCUUGAACUACGUUUAUAUAAAUUUUUUAGAAUUGUAAUAAAGAUUUUGUGUAUCACUUUAUUCAUAAUAAAUAAUUUAUACGACUAUUUUGCAAAAUUACUAUUAUACAUCUGCUUGAUUUCUACCACUAAUAUGAUGUCACUUCUGUGAGUAGAUCUGCUAGCCUAAUUUGCUUAUUAUUAUUUUAUUGUUUUUAUUUCUCUUUUUUAAUAAGUAGCGCAUUAAACUUUACGGUUUAUUCUCUCUCUUUCUCUCUCUCUUUCUCCCUCACUUACUUUGUCAUUUAUUUAUUGUUGCGUGUUUUUUUCGCUAUCUCCUUCCAACAUCCAAGGUUUUCUAUUCCAGACAGUAUAUAUGAGUCUAAAACACGUCAAAAAGAUAUCUUAAUGUCUUUUAGAUAUGCGUCUCGCAUGUGUUGACUCACUUAGAAAUAUGUAGUUCUUCGAAAACAUUGUUACAUCGAAAAUUAAAUACAACAAAUUUUUGAAAUGUCCAUUAUUUUAACUAAUUAUUUUUUACAAUUUUGUUUAAUUUUUAAAUUGGAAAAAAAUAUUUAAAACAACAUCUUCCAAAACAAUAUAUUGAGGAAAAUAUUAAUAAGAUUAUCACACACACACACAAACACACACACACACACACAUAAAUAUUGAAAAAUAAAACACUUUCUGACACUCAAUUUCCUACUCAAAGACGUUAAAGUUUUGAAAGAUGCAAGUUUUGAAUUUCAAGAACUUUUUGAUUUUAAUGAUAUAAAAACGACAUCAUAUUAAGAAACUACAUUUUGCAAAAAAUAAGGGAACACUUGAAAUUAAUGAGAAUAAAAUUCAAUUUCAUGUAUCUUUGUGAAAAAUGGUCGAAGAAUGAGUACUCAUGAGAGUAGGUAGAACAGAUUACAGAUUUUACUGCUCAGAUGUAGUGCAACUAUUAAUUGACACCUGUGUAAUACGUAAAUUGUCAAUAAUACACAAAAAUAGAGAAAACAAUUUUAAAUAAAUAACAAUAAUAAUAAUACAUAAAUUACAUAUAUUUUAAUUAUAUGUAAAUUAUUAUUUUGUUACAGAAGCAAAGUUGAGCAAUUUAUAAAAGUAACGCGUUACUAUUAAUCGUUAACAAUUUUAAAAAGUAAUACUAUACUACUGUUUUUACUUAGAAAGUAUUCAGUAAGCAAAAUUCAGUAAGCAAAAUUCAGUAAGCAAAGUAUUCAGUAACACGUAAUAUGUUAGCAGAUUGGUAAUAGACUUCCUUAAAAGUUACUAGCAAAUUGGCACACGUUAUUUCAGCAAUAUGCUUACUAGUUGCUAAUAAAGCCUGCACUUGAAUCUGCAAUCUAGCAGCAAAAUCAAGCAGAAGUCGCAAAUCUUGCUCUAUUAUUGCAACUAGUCUAUUGGUAUAGCAUUAUUAGUCAGCUUUGUCAUAUUUUCGACAACAAUUUAUUAAUAUUUUCUAAUAUUACAGACUCUGUCUAUAAUUAGUUGUGUUUCUACCGUCAGGAAUUGAUAACAUGCUCUGUUGAAAAUCUGUCUCUGCAGGCUUUGUCUUACCUGGAUAACUAUUUGUAAUUUUUUUGGCUAUUUUUUAUAAAAUUUUAAUAUUUUUUUAAGCAUCCAAUUAUCAGCCAAAAUCUAUAGUAGUUUUGUUAUUAUAAUUACAAUGUGAUUUAUAUGCAUAUAGGGUAUACAUAUUAUAAAGUAACAAUAAAAUUUAUCAAGGUUUUUACUUUAAAAAUUGUUACUAUUACAAAUAAAAAAGUUACGAUCGUUAUAAAAAAAAUGCGAUAAUGGCGUUAUAAGUAACGCGCGUUACUUUGCAACUUUGUUAGGUGCUUGCAAUAAAAAUCAACGAAACUCAUUAAGCUAUUUUUAUUCUCCUCAUUUUGUUUGCAAAAUUUGAAGAAAAUUAUUGCAAUAAAGUACAAUAAUUAUAUUUGUUUUUAUGUAUUGUUAUUAUAAAAGAAUUUAUGCGGUUUACGUUUAGUUUAUCUUUUUGGUAAAGUACUUAUAUUUUUUAGAAGCAUUUACAGCACGUAUCUCUCUAAAAAAAGACGAAGGCUUUGUUAAUAACUAAAUAAAAAAUCUGCUGCAAUUUUUUAUGUGCAACACGUGUCAUAUUGGAUAUGAUAUAGAAGUGACGAAUAAAUCCGACAAGGCUUACCACUUCUAUGUUUUAGCAUGUUAGGCUAUCUGAGAAUCCCUCUAAAAAAAGCGUGUCAACUGAGUGAAUUUCGUAUCGAUGCGUUGAGGCCUCCUUUCCGCGACGCUAAUUAGUUUUUUCGCUUGCCUCGCUUCGUAUUGCGAGAGUAGCUGUCAGCGCGAUGGAAUUUUGACAGCUGUGAAGUUUAAUUUUGACAAUCGCGUGACAGUUUGUUAAAAAAGUUAAGAUUGUUGUUAUAGAAGAGAGGAAGAUCUUUUUUGAAAAAAAGAAACAAAAAAAGAAGAAAAAAAAAACGAAAAAGAAGAACAAAUAAAGAAAAAAAGGAAGAAAAUUAGAUUCGAGAUGGUACUUGUGGAAUUAACAGGAAUUUUCAUUGUUAUCUUGAGCAUUGUGUAUAUUUAUUAUAAAUAUGUGAUAUUUAAUUUUUGGCGCAAGAGAGGUGUUUUUUAUGUCGAACCUGUUGUACCAACUGGAAAUGUAACAGAUUUCGUAACUGAAAAAGUGCAAGUAGGCGUACUUUUCCAAGAUGCCUACAUGAAAUAUAAGGAUCAUCGCGCUUUUGGAAUGUAUACAUUUUUUAAACCAAAUUUGGUAAUUGCUGAUUUCGAUCUUAUUCGAAUUGUGUUAACAAAGGAAUUCAAGUGUUUUCAUGAUCGUGGGAUGUAUUGUAACGAAAAGAUUGAUCCACUGACUGGCCAUUUGUUUCUUAUGCCUGGAAAAAGAUGGCGAAAUAUGCGUGUUAAGUUAACACCUACAUUUACUUCAGGAAAAAUUAAGCGGAUGUUUCUUAUCUUGAAGGAGUGUGGCGAAGAACUCGCAAAGCAUUUAAAGAGUAAAGCUGAAAUGAGAGAUUCCAUCGAAAUGAAAGAUACUUUAACAAGAUAUACAACAGACGUAAUUAUGUCAACUGCUUUUGGUAUUAAAUCUAAUUGUAUUGAAGAACCAAAUAAUGAGUAUCGAAUCCAGGGAAAAAAAAUUUUUGAAGUAAAUUCAUUUUGGACCGCUGUAGCUAUGUUUGCGCCGCAAAUUAUGGAGUUUUUUUCCAUUCCAAUUACGGAACAAUCUGUCACGAAUUUUUACACUAAAAUGUUUCGAGAAAAUGUGGAAUACAGGAAAGCUCAUAAUAUUGUCAGACAUGACUUUGUGGAUCUGCUCAUACAACUCAUGGAGAAGGGCUACGUUGAUCCUGAAGAUGACAAGAUCAUCAACGAAUCAUCAACCAUAAAUAAACUUACCAUGACAGAAGCCACUGCGCAAAGUUUUGUCUUCUUUGCAGGUGGCUUCGAAACAUCCGCGAUGACGAUGACAUUUGCCCUAUAUGAAUUAGCUCAAUAUCAAGAUAUACAAGAUAAAGUUCAUAAGGAAAUCGAUAAAACGUUGGCAAAACAUGGUGAUCUAACUUACGACGCUGUGAACGAAAUGACAUAUCUUCACAAAGUAUUAAAUGAAACUUUGAGGAAAUAUCCACCUGUUCCAGUAUUAAAUCGCAUCUGCACCGAGGAAAUAAUCCUAUCGACCACAAAUAUUAGUUUACCAAAAGAAACGUUAAUAACCAUACCAGUUCUUGGAAUACAUCGAGAUCCAUCAAUUUAUCCAGACCCAGAUAACUUUGAUCCUGAGAGAUUCAAUGCAGAUAAAAUAGCAGAAAGACAUCCUUACGCUUAUUUGCCGUUCGGAGAGGGACCACGAAUUUGCAUUGGUUUACGAUUUGCCAAUUUGCAAAUAAAAGUUGGACUUGUAAGUCUUCUGUCAAAAUAUAAAUUUAAACUAAAUCCUCGGACUCCAAUUCCUCUUACUUUUAAUACUAAAGCUCUGGUUCUUGUAGCAAACAGUAGUGUACAUCUUAUCAUUGAGCCACGUUAAAAGUGUCUUUUUGUAGAAAACUAAAAUUUUUAUUUAUUUAUUCAAAAAAUAUGAAACAUGUCAAAAGUGUAGCUUAAAAGAAAAAAGAAAUAUAUUUAAUAUAUUGUUACGUCCGGCGAACUUAACGUUUUUUUUCCUAUCCCUGACCCUCCAAAGAAAAUAGUUGAGUAAGGAAAAUCGUAUUCUGACGGUUAUUGAUAAUAAAAAAUGUUUGUAAAGAAUUGCUUUAUCAUCGCGCACAAGUUCGCGAGAUAUAACAACUUAUAACUUUAUUUUCAAAGAAAAGUAAAUACGUAAAUCAAAGGGUACAGCCAUCAAACAAGGGCUCUAAUUCUCCAUCUAUAAACAAUUUCAAAGAGCGACCGUCAGAUAUGAUUCAAUUUCUUUGGAAUCUAAGGCAAUGUUGAGUUUAGAAUAAAAAUAUACAGCUAUCCUUAUCACCGGAUCAUGCUCAAACAAUGCCUUAGAUCGGUACUCAAUGUAAAAAUAGAGGAAAAAAAGGGAAAUGUCAAAACUUAAGAAAAGAUUAAACUCAUCAAACAAGCUCCGUAGUCGGUGGUUUGUAAGAUGAAAACGACGGAAUCAGAUCAGAGCGGCGCGGAAUCUUUUAGAACUGACAUAUCAAGAAUAUUUGAGGAAUCUAGCCACCCGUCGUGUUCCCGAAGCGUCGACAGCUCAGCUCUACUACCUCUCGUGCUUCUACUUCCAAGGACUCACCCUGCUGCGUAUUUAGUAUUUUUAAAUAUAGCUCACUAGAUCAAGGUACGCUCCUCACCUACGUUUUGCUCUGCUGGGCCUCGUACCCUUUCCAGGCCUUCGUUUUAAGCAUGCGCCUUAACAUUAAAUUACCCCUUCUGCUCUUAAGCUAUUGCGUAACUCUCCGCCGUUUUUAGAAUGCGUUUUCUCCCGGUGCAGGCAACACCUUUUCUGCACGCGGUAUUAACUCGAACAAUUCAGCGGCACAUGUUUAAUAUUUAAAUUGUGAAAUUAAGUGAAGAUAAGAUAAAGUUAAAGUAAAGGUGAAUAAAGUUGGUUGAAUUAAAAGCAAGGAUUCAUUGUCCUGACCGCACCGUCUUACGAGGAAUUACCCGGCAAGACAUACGGAGAGCGCUCGAGCCACGUGCGAGAGUCAGCUCACAGCAAUUACGCUACACACCCCGAGUCCCUCCUCCCACGUUCUCUGCCAUUGGUUCCCCGGAGCCAGAAAACCAACCGCCAUCACCUCCACUUUCCCCUGCGCCUUCUGAUUUGAGCGUCGAGUUUUUAGAUAAGCUUUACAUUCCAUCCUCU